Messenger RNA from Cladophialophora yegresii CBS 114405, 762 nucleotides. RefSeq lists its product as uncharacterized. NCBI's taxonomy places the organism in Eukaryota, Fungi, Ascomycota, Eurotiomycetes, Chaetothyriales, Herpotrichiellaceae. The transcript has 4 exons. The record is from RefSeq and is a predicted model, not a curated record. Gene Ontology annotation, molecular function: oxidoreductase activity. Bases 1 to 762 code for a protein of 253 amino acids.
AUGGGCUACAAAGACAAACUCGAGGGCCAGAACGUCGUCGUCGUAGGAGGAAGCACGGGGAUUGGCUACGGUGCCGCGGCGGCGCUCCUCGACGUCGGCGCCCGCGUGACCAUCAUCUCGUCGAACCCGGAGAAACUUGACGCCGCGGUCAAGCGAUUGCAAUUGACUUCUCCACAUGUCAACGUCAAGGGCGUCGUCGCCGAUGUGAGAGACGAAGUGGCAUUUACCGCGACGCUCCUGUCGUUGGCGCCCGUCGACCACGUGGUGUUUUCUGCGGUGGACAACAUCAUCAGAGGCAAGUUGGCGGAUCAGAGUCUCGAGGAUGCGAAGGACUUGUUUGGCGUCAAGUUCUGGGGCGCCGUGACUACGGGCAAAGCCCUCAUGAAACACGACAUCGUGCGCCCGGGCGGGUCGUUGACCCUGACUUCCGGCACCGCCGGGAUCCGGCCGGGCAAAGAUGCAGCCAUCGGCGGUGCUCUCAACGGCGGGGUCCUCUCCCUGACGAGAGGCCUGGCGGCGGACCUCUCUGCCAAAAAGAUCCGCGUGAAUACCGUGGUGCCGGGUCUGGUCAGGACGCCGUUGUGGGACAAACAGGGCAAAACGCCAGCGGAACAGGUCGAGAUUUUCGACGCGGCCGCGCAGAAGUUGCCCGUGGGCUUUGUCGCGGGGCCGGAACAUAUCGCUGAGGCGUAUCUGUAUGCGAUUCGCGCGGAUUAUACUACGGGCAAGUUGAUUGAGAUUGAUGGAGGCGUCCUCCUAUGA